AUGUUGAAUACCCUUGCUUCUGUCAUCUCGUCCCUUCUGUCAUCUCGUCCCCGCUCCGUACCUUCCCGUCUUCUUCCCCUCCCCUUACCCCUCCCCUUACCCCUCCCUUACUCCUCCCCUUUCCCCUCCCCUUACCCCCUCCACUUUCCUUUCCUCCCACCCCUCCCCUUUCCCUCCCCGUUCCCCUCCCCGUCCCCUUCCCUUUCCCCUCAACGCACCGUCCCCUUUCCCCCCCCGUCCCCUCCCCUCACCCACCUCUCACCCUCCCCGCACCCUCCCCUUCCCCCCCCUCCCCCCCCCCCCCGCACCACCCGUCCCGCCUCUCCCCCCCAACCCAUUCCCCCACCAGCGAAGGACGGACGGUCGAGGCAGUUUGGCUUCGUGGGGCUGAGAUCGGAGGAGGAGGCAGCAGCGGCGAUCGCCUACUUCAAUCGCUCCUUCAUGGACACGUUUCGACUCACAUGCGAGUUCGCCAUGCCCAUCGGCCACACGGCGCUGCCCCGUGCAUGGAGCAAGCACACGCAGGCGAAAGAUACCAAGGGCGAGGGGAAGGCGGGUGAACAGGGAGCGGCAGCAGCGGAAGGGGGAAAACAAGGCGGGAAAAAGGCAAGGGAUGGAGGGGACGGAGGGGAGGGUGGGGAGGGAGUGGAGGGAGUGGGAGGGGAGAAAGGGAAGAAGAAGGCAGGGAGGGUGGUGGGAGGGGUGGCUGUGAAGCAGGCAGCGCAGGAGGAUGAAGGAUUCAGGGAGUUUCUAGAGGUGAUGGAGAGGGGGGGGAAGAAGAAGGUGUGGGCGAAUGAUACUGUGGAUGGGGAUGGGGGGGGAGGAGGGGGAGUGGGGAAGGGGAGGGGUGGUGGGAGUGUGAGUGGAGGUGUCGUGGAGGCGGGGAGGGGAGGGAGGAAGAGAGGGGAGGGGGAGGAAGGGGAGGAGAGUGAUGAUGAUUUGUAUGGGGAUGUGAUUGUAGAGGGGGAUGGGAGUGAGGAGGAGGGGGAAGAGAAGGGGGACGGAGAUGGGGAGGAGGAGGAUGGGAGUGAGGGGGAGGAGGGGGAGGAGGGGGAGGAAGGGGAGGAAAAGGAGGAGGAGGAGGGUCUGAGUAAUUUGGACUACCUUAAGAAAAAGGUUGCUUCGAAUUGGAGUGAUGAUGACGAUGAUGAUGGUGAAGAGGAGGGAAAGAAGGAAAAAGUGGGGGGGGGCGUGGAAGAGAGUGAGGGAGAGGAGGACGGAGAUGUGGAGGAGGGGGACGAGGGGGGAGAAGAAGAGGAGGAGGAAGAGGAGGAAGGGGAGGAGAACGAGGACGAAGAGGAAGAAGGAGAACAAGGGGAUGAAGAGGAGGAAGGGGAAGGGGACUGUAACACGGAUGAUGUGGUGGAUGGAGCAGCAGCGGAGGAGGGAGGGGGGGCAGUGGUGGAUGGAGGGGCAGCGGAGGAUGUGAGGGAGACGGGCCGACUCUUCAUCCGCAACCUCUGCUACUCCGCCUCGGAGGACGACCUGCGCGCCCUGCUCGCCCCCUAUGGAUCGCUCGCAGAGGUGCAUCUGGUGGUGGACCGACACACCAAGCUCUCCAAGGGCUUUGCCUACGCGCUCUUUACUGUGCCUGAAGAUGCUGUCAGUGCCAUGAAGGCCCUCGACUCCUCCAUCUUCCAAGGCCGUCUGUUGCACGUGCUGCCCGCUCACAGGCCACCCCCCAAGAAGGACGAGGAUGCGCACCUGCACGCAAAAACGCUGAAGGAGAGGAGGGAGGAGGAGAGGAAGAAGCGCGAAGCAGGAGGGGACACCCGCGCUUGGAGCUCCUUCUAUAUGCGACCUGAUACGGUAGCUGAAGCAGUGGCGCAGCGGUAUGGAGUGGCAAAACGCGACUUACUCGACCCAUCAGCGAGUGACACGGCAGUGCGGCUUGCCUUAGGAGAGGCGCACAUAGUGGCGGACACCAAGCGCGCUCUGCUUGAUGCCGGCAUCGACGUGGCUCUCAUGGAGCAAUUCGCCACCGCCGCCACCGCUGCUGCCGCCAAGGCCGCUGCCGCUAAAGCAGCUGGGAAGGCGGAUGUUAAGGACAAUGGUGGUGGUGGUGGUGGUGGGAGCUUGGCGCGCAGCAGGAGUGUGGUUUUGGUGAAGAAUCUGCCGUUCAAGGUGGAGGCGGGGGAGCUGGUGGGGCUGUUCCAGCGGUUCGGACCGGUGGCGAGGUUUGUGCUGCCGCCCACCAACACAGUAGCACUGGUGGAAAUGGUGGACUCUGCAGAUGCCAAGAGGGCUUUCAAAGGCUUGGCUUAUAAGAGAUACCAGCAUGUUCCUCUGUACCUGGAAUGGGCACCAGAAGGAAUCUUCCUAGAACCCGCAGCACCGUCAGAUGCGCCAACCACAACAGCAGCAGCAGCUGCAGCAGCAGCUUCCAGGGAAGCGGGUAGGGGGCCAGGAGAGGGAGGAGCAAGAGAAGGGAAGGAGGGAGGCGGAGUGAAGAGUAUAAAGAAGCAGGGAGCAGUGGGGCUUUUGCCAGUGGUGAUGGAUGGGAAGGCGGCCAGGCGCAUGGCUGCUGAGGCGGAGAUGGUGGGGGGAGAGGGGGGAGUGGGGGGGAGAGAAGGGGGAGGAGAGGGGGCCGAGGGACAUACAGCGGAAGGGGAAGAAGAUGGACAGCCCACGAGCCACAGUGUGUUUGUGAAGAAUCUGAGCUUUGCCACGACAGAGGCGCAGCUGAAGGAGCACCUGGAGAAGCUUCUCAGAAGCAAGCACGCAGGGGCGGAUGGGGAGGGCCCAGCACUACGCAACGUCACGAUCAAGAAGCGGGUGCGGAACGGCAAGCAGCUGUCGAUGGGGUUCGGGUUCGUGGAGUUUGGAUCCGUGCUUGCUGCACACCGAGCGUGCAAGCUGCUGCAGGGCACCGUGCUGGAUGGACAUGCGUUGCUGCUGCAGCUGAGCAAAGGGGAGGCGAAGGAGGGUGAGGGGAAGGGGGAGGCAGCAGGGGCAGGGGGCAAGGGGAAGGAGAGCUCGACCAAAGUGAUCGUGCGGAAUGUGCCAUUUGAGGCCACCAAGAGGGACAUUCAGCAGCUGUUUGCACCUUUUGGGCAGCUCAAGAGCAUGCGGCUACCCCGCAAGUUUGACGGAGGGCACCGGGGGUUUGCGUUUGUGGAGUUUGCAACGAAGAGGGAAGCAGAGAGUGCCUUUGAUGCGCUCAAGAGCACUCACCUGUACGGCCGCCACCUCGUGCUUGAACGGGCCAAGGAGGGCGAGGGGCUCGACGAGCUACGUGCCAAAACUGCCGCCCAGUUUCUGGACGGCGGGGCGGGCGGCGUGCGGCAGAAGAAGCGCGCCAAGCUGGGGCAGGGCGUGGAUGACAGCGAUGUGGCGUUUCGGGAAAUGCAGUUUGGGUGA
Molecule: messenger RNA, 3360 nt
Organism: Closterium sp. Naga37s-1
Lineage: Eukaryota; Viridiplantae; Streptophyta; Zygnematophyceae; Desmidiales; Closteriaceae
Source: the annotation of a GenBank genome assembly